CGAAUCUCACACAACAAAACCACACGCAUCAGGAUGAAUCCUCACUUUUGACAAUUCCUUUUAGAAUCUUAAUCCAAAAACAUCCCUUGAAGAUGAGAGGGAGCCGCGUGGCCGCACUGCACGCCGGGAUUUCUUUUCUGGGGCCAAAUGAAUGCAGUGCGGACCGACUGGAUUUGGGAUGCGAACGUCAUCAAUGGGGAUCAACAGCCACAACGACCGACCACGACGGUCCCGAUUUACGACGCUUGGAGGUUACGAACACGAUUAAGCGGAUCGUCCCGUGCAGGCCGCGACGCUUCAUCGGGAUUGGCUGCGAGGGGAAGAAGAAGAAGAAGAAGGAGGGGCAGGGGGGGGCAAUCUUGAAUUAAGCAGAUCAUCUCUUGUUGGGGACGAGAGUGGCUCCAUUUCAGAGCGCCCCCUCUUCAUCCUCCUCUUCUUCAUCACCACCACCAUCCUCCUCAUCCUCAUCCCCUUCAUCCCGCAGGUCCAGUUUUGCACGAGAAGCUGAUCCGAGCUUCGGUCCCCAUCAGUUUCCAGGACGGGCUCACCUGUCAGCAUGUUCGCGCACUGGGAGGUUUGCUUCUACAUUUUCAUCGUGCUGCAGGCGCACGUGAGGUCCUACUGCUGCUGGUCAGUGAAUAAUUUCUUGAUGACCGGACCCAAGCGCACAUGCUGUGAACCGCAUGCUGCGAUUGUGCCCCGCGCAGGCGUACCUGAUCUACUCCAGCAGCGUGGCGGCGGGCGCCCAGAGCGGCAUCGACGAGUGCAAGUUCCAGUUUGCGUGGGACCGCUGGAACUGCCCCGAGAGAGCGCUGCAGCUGUCCACGCACAGCGGCCUGCGCAGCGCCAAUCGGGAAACGGCGUUCGUGCACGCCAUCAGCUCGGCCGGGGUCAUGUACACGCUGACCAGGAACUGCAGUCUGGGGGAUUUCGACAACUGCGGCUGCGACGACAGCCGGAACGGACAACGAGGCGGUCACGGUUGGUUGUGGGGAGGCUGCAGCGACAACGUGGGCUUCGGCGAGGCCAUCGCCAAACAGUUUGUCGACGCUUUGGAGACCGGCCAGGAUGCCCGAGCGGCCAUGAAUCUGCACAACAACGAAGCUGGCAGAAAGGCGGUGAAGGGGACCAUGCAGAAGACGUGCAAGUGCCACGGGGUGUCGGGGAGCUGCACCACGCAGACCUGCUGGCUGCAGCUGCCCGAGUUCAGGGAGGUGGGCAACUACCUGAAGGAGAAGUACCACAGGGCUCUGAAGGUGGACCUCCUGCGGGGGGCCGGGAACAGCGCGGCCGGCCGGGGGGCCGUGGCCGAGACCUUCAGCUCCAUCUCCCGCAAGGAGCUGGUCCACCUGGAAGACUCGCCGGACUACUGCUCGGAGAACCGCACGCUGGGCCUGCCGGGAACCGAGGGCCGCGAGUGCCUGAAGAAGGGCAAGAACUUGAGCAAGUGGGAGAAGCGCAGCUGCAAGAGGCUGUGCGGCGAGUGCGGCCUGGCCGUGGAGGAGCGCAAGGCCGAGACGGUGUCCAGCUGCAACUGCAAGUUCCACUGGUGCUGCGCCGUCAAGUGCGAACAGUGCAGGAAGACGGUGACCAAGUUUUUCUGCGUGAAGAGAGGAGGCGCCAGGGGGAGGAACGAGAGCGCGGGCGGACGACGCAAGACCCUCAAGCCCAGCGGGAAGCACUGAGCCUCGUCCGGGAUCAUUUAGGUCAAGAAAAUGUCAAGUUGGAGAAAAGAAAAAAAAAAAAAGACAAUUUCCUGAAAAUAAGACACACACACAAAAAAGACACAUUCAGGCUUUUUUCUUAAUAUGACAUUUUACGACUGACCAGGGAUUUUCUUAAAACUUUACAUUUUUUCUCAAAAUUAAAGUACAUAGUGACAAGGUGAAAAUCCGCCUCACGGUUCAGAGGUUG
This is a messenger RNA of Phyllopteryx taeniolatus (common seadragon), 1914 nucleotides long. It is a transcript of the gene wnt8b, whose product is annotated as wingless-type MMTV integration site family, member 8b. The record is from RefSeq and is a predicted model, not a curated record. Bases 684 to 1685 code for a protein of 333 amino acids. Lineage: Eukaryota; Metazoa; Chordata; Actinopteri; Syngnathiformes; Syngnathidae. Gene Ontology annotation, biological process: multicellular organism development; neuron differentiation; canonical Wnt signaling pathway. The transcript is spliced from 7 exons. Gene Ontology annotation, molecular function: frizzled binding; cytokine activity. Gene Ontology annotation, cellular component: extracellular region.